Messenger RNA from Protobothrops mucrosquamatus (brown spotted pit viper), 617 nucleotides. RefSeq names its product pre-mRNA-splicing factor ATP-dependent RNA helicase DHX16-like. The record is from RefSeq and is a predicted model, not a curated record. NCBI's taxonomy places the organism in Eukaryota, Metazoa, Chordata, Lepidosauria, Squamata, Viperidae. The annotation marks the transcript as partial. Gene Ontology annotation, cellular component: catalytic step 2 spliceosome; intracellular anatomical structure. The transcript is spliced from 4 exons. Gene Ontology annotation, molecular function: RNA binding.
CGUCAUCAUCAUAGAUGAGGCUCACGAGCGCACCCUGCACACCGACAUUCUGUUUGGCUUGAUUAAGGACAUUGCUCGCUUCCGGCCUGAGCUGAAGGUGCUGAUUGCCAGUGCCACCCUGGACACCGAGCGCUUUUCCACCUUCUUUGACGAUGCUCCCAUCUUCCGCAUCCCGGGGCGCCGUUUUCCUGUGGACAUUUAUUACACUAAGGCCCCAGAGGCUGAUUAUCUGGAAGCCUGUGUGGUGUCGGUGCUGCAGAUUCAUGUCACCCAGCCCCGAGGGGACAUCCUUGUGUUUCUGACUGGCCAGGAAGAAAUUGAAGCCUGCUGUGAGAUGUUACAGGAUCGUUGCCGGCGCUUGGGCUCCAAAAUUGCAGAACUUGUGGUCCUCCCAAUUUAUGCUAAUCUGCCCUCCGACAUGCAAGCCAAGAUCUUUGAGCCGACCCCACCAGGGGCCCGAAAGGUUGUCGUGGCCACAAACAUAGCAGAGACAUCACUGACCAUAGAUGGCAUAAUUUAUGUGAUUGACCCUGGGUUUUGCAAACAGAAGAGUUACAACGCUCGCACGGGCAUGGAGUCACUUAUUGUUACCCCCUGUUCUCGGGUAUCUGCUUUCA